AAGGACAAGUCUCGAUCCUUCUGCUCGAGAUCGAAAAGUUACAUGUGUAGGCCAUACUACACUAUAUUUCACGUUGUUGUUAUAUUUCCCUUGUUUUUAAGAUUUUACUCACAGUUAUUAGAAGAAUGAAGCUCAUUACGCAUAAUAUGUUGACUAGUAAAGGUAUAAAGAACGUAAAGGAGGGAUUUCCGCUAAAGAUACAGGCUGAGGAAGUGAGAAAUGUGGAUAUUGAUUUUGACCGGGAAUUUAUCUCUAGAACUAUACCCAAGCUGGACUGGAAUGCUCUCAUAUUUGCAGCGCAGUGUGUAGGGCACCAAGAAGACCUCCCAGAGACCUUACCAGAGAGUUAUGAUAAUGAUGAAGACCUCCUGAAGAAGUUGCAUCAUAUAUUGCUGGAGGUGGAAGUGGUCAACGGCUGCCUGGAAUGCCCAGAGACAAAGAGAAAAUUCCCAAUCAGCAAUGGCAUUCCAAAUAUGUUGCUAAAUGAAGAUGAAGUAUAAUUCAAAUGAAAAGAAAAUCUGUUUUGUACUUACCAAGUAUGACAUUGACAGAACAGAUAUAUUUUAUUCUCAUAUGAUUUUUCCAUAUGUUUGUCAGUCACCUCAUUAGAAUAUAUGUAAGGCUCAUUUUGUGAUAGUAAAAUGGAUGUUAAUGUA
Molecule: messenger RNA, 656 nt
Organism: Penaeus vannamei (Pacific white shrimp)
Lineage: Eukaryota; Metazoa; Arthropoda; Malacostraca; Decapoda; Penaeidae
Gene: Trmt112
Product: tRNA methyltransferase subunit 11-2
Biological process (GO): rRNA (guanine-N7)-methylation; peptidyl-glutamine methylation; tRNA methylation
Molecular function (GO): protein heterodimerization activity
Source: RefSeq, a predicted model, not a curated record